AUGAUCUUCCGGUGGGAUCCUUGUGGACUGUUGUGCGUGAUUUUGACGUACUUAUUUGUUGGGUAUGCGGACUAUGUGUUUAUCUUUUGGUUGAUUCCGCCGUUUUGGUCUGAAAGUCUCUGGGCAUCAUUUCACGUUAUGCUGUUCAACACGAUACUUUUUGGGUUAUUGUUCGCUCACAUGCGUGCCAUGUUUUCCGACCCGGGCAUCGUGCCAAUGCCCAGCGUGCAGUUAGACUUUUCCGAACUGAAUUCAAACGAUUGCCCAGAUAGUGACUCAGAGUCUGACACGCAACGUAAGCCGUUUGUGAAAUUACAGGGUGAAGAUUGGUCGGUGUGUGGCCGAUGCGAGGCGUACCGCCCACCGCGUGCACAUCACUGCCGCAUCUGUCGACGCUGCAUCCGCAAAAUGGACCACCAUUGCCCAUGGAUCAACAACUGCGUCGGCGAGUUCAACCAGAAGUAUUUCCUGCAGUUCCUUUUCUACGUUGGUACGCGCAUUCUGUUUCUGGUGAUCGUGCGUGGAUUUCGAUGUUCUAAUAUUGUGUACUUAUGUGUAUUUCAGGCUUAG
Messenger RNA from Soboliphyme baturini, 570 nucleotides. Lineage: Eukaryota; Metazoa; Nematoda; Enoplea; Dioctophymatida; Soboliphymatidae. The record is from the annotation of a GenBank genome assembly.